UAACAACGUUUAAUUUUUGCAAAAACUUAAUCGCAAAUAAAACAAAGCACCUACAAUUUGGAUAUCUUAAUUUGCAUUAAAUAUUUUGUCAUUUGUCAACAAUUAGGCCAAUGCUUUGCAGGAUAUGAGUAACAAAACUAAAUAUUUUUCUUUGUUAAUUGUCUUUCUAAUUACGAUAGUUUUGUUUGUGUAGAUAUUCCGAUGUACGGUCAGUUUGAAUGACUCAGUUUGUUAAUGUCAUUUCCUUUAAGUAGUAACUACUAACUACCUAUUAGUAAUUAGUGAAAGAUGUUUAGGGGGAGGAAAAAUAUUGGCUUUCUACACCACAACUUUACUCUACGUGCUCUUGACAGUACCAUGGCCCAAAAUAAAGAUGAGCUGCCUUUGAAUCAGCCGUUAGAAAAGAUCAAGAUGGAGACAGAUUUGGAGAAGGCUAUGGAUCUUGCUGGCGCAGGCAAAUUUCAGUUUGCGCACUGCGCUCUGAUGGUCGCUACUCUAUCGGCUGCCAUAUUGGAAAUUAUUGGCAGUUCGUACAUCUUGCCAGCCGCUUCUUGUGAUCUGGACAUUCCCGAUCACCUCCGGGGAAUAAUCACCUCUAUUCCCAACAUUGGAAUAAUUUUAACGGCAACGCUAUGGGGCCGUGCUGCCGACAAUCUGGGAAGAAAACCAGUACUGCUACUGUCUACGGCAAUCGCAGGAAUAUUUGGCAUGAUGGCAUCCCUGAUGCCCAACCUUUUGGGAUACGUAAUAUGCAAGUCUCUGGGUUCGCUCUUCCUGUCUUGUCCCUCGUCAUUGGGAUUUGCGUACGCGGGAGAGAUGGUGCCGCUCAGGAGAAGAGAUUUCGCGCUGCUCUUAUGUAACGGCAUUCUUAUGUUCGCGUCGGCUGCGUGUCCCAUAAUAGCUUGGGCAAUACUGCCUCAUAACUACGAUAUUGGAUCCCUCCACAUCCAACCAUGGAGGUGUUUGACGGCAGCGAAUUCCCUCCCACUGGUUUUUGCAGCGCUUUGGCUGACUCGAGCGAAGGAGAGCCCCAAGUUCCUUAUGACCAAAGGAAAGAAGACCCAAGCCUUGGAAAUUCUGAGGCACAUUUAUUCCACCAAUAGUGGCAACGAUAAAGAAAAAUAUGAAGUGAUAUCAUUACAAUCAUCCUUGGAAGAUGGUGAUCGACCUAACGAUAACUGCGAGAAUGAGAAGAAAUCUGGCCAACUGUCGGCGUUGGCGUUGUUGCGUCCUCCUCAUCUCAAGUGGCUGGCGUUGACCGGUUUCCUUAUGUUUGGCCUGUUCUCAUUGUUGAAUGGGCUUUUUUUGUUUGCUCCGAGCACAAUAAACACAAUGCUCAAAGACAAGUCAGACGAAUCUAUGACAGUGUGCACCAUCAUGAACAUGCCUAAUAACGAGACAUCAUCGAAAGGUUGCAACGAUGGUAUCUCAUCAGGUACCUUCACCAUCACCAUCAUCACCUCCCUGGUGUACAGCACCUUGGUGAUGCUGAUCAGCCUCAGCCCCAUCAACAAGAAGAUACAGCUGAUCGGCAUGUUCACCGUGGUCGCCACCACCUGCCUUAUAUCUGUGCUGACGCGUAACAGAAUCGUGGCUGGUAUAUCGAUGUCGGCGCUGCAGGUGACGGGGCUCGGGAUCGGUCCUCUGACGGCGUACGCUGUGCAGCUGUUUCCCACCAAUUUAAGAGGCACAGCGGUGGGUGCGGUGAUGAUGUUCGGUCGGGUGGGCUCGGUGUCGGGCGCCAACGCGGCCGGCAUCUUCCUCGCCGGCGCCUGCACCGCCACCUUCUACGGGUUCGCCGCCAUCUUGAUAGUUUGUGCUGCCCUGAGCUUUGUUUUACCCAGUGACAACAAAGUGUCGAGUGAAAGAUGAAAAAAACCUUAAACCAAAAACCAAAGGCCUGGAAGGCUCUUUUAAAACAUUAUGUAGUUUACUCUAGAAUCUACCAAGAUUAGUUAGAAAACUUGCCUCAAGAUUUUUUGCAGUUUUAUAAAAUGGACGCGAUAAAAUAUUUUUCUCACCUCCGGGCGGAAAACGUCAACUUUCUUCCCGCUGCGCUUACCGAUGUUGCCGUUUUCCGCCUCCGUCGAUGAGAAAAAUAGUAUACGCACCAUGGGCAGUAAAGUAAGCCUCAGAUCACAAUACGUUUGUUCACGUCGGCUUCGCUUCGGUCUACAAUUACAUGUGAUCUGAUACAUUUCUUAUUUUUCUGCCCUUGGUGCGUAAUGUAUUAUAUUUUCAU
Messenger RNA from Aricia agestis (brown argus), 2242 nucleotides. Its product is annotated as putative transporter svop-1. NCBI's taxonomy places the organism in Eukaryota, Metazoa, Arthropoda, Insecta, Lepidoptera, Lycaenidae. The transcript has 12 exons. The record is from RefSeq and is a predicted model, not a curated record. Gene Ontology annotation, molecular function: transmembrane transporter activity. Gene Ontology annotation, biological process: transmembrane transport. The coding region runs from base 289 to 1872 and encodes 527 amino acids.